This is a messenger RNA of Hipposideros armiger (great roundleaf bat), 1868 nucleotides long. RefSeq names its product ChaC glutathione specific gamma-glutamylcyclotransferase 2 (gene CHAC2). The transcript is spliced from 3 exons. Gene Ontology annotation, molecular function: glutathione specific gamma-glutamylcyclotransferase activity. Lineage: Eukaryota; Metazoa; Chordata; Mammalia; Chiroptera; Hipposideridae. Gene Ontology annotation, biological process: glutathione catabolic process. Gene Ontology annotation, cellular component: cytoplasm. The coding region runs from base 107 to 661 and encodes 184 amino acids. The record is from RefSeq and is a predicted model, not a curated record.
GCCAACCAGGCAGUGCAGCUAUCGCGCCUGCGCCGGCGCAGCACUAACUUCUGCGGGGCUAGUGGCGACCCGGCCUGCGCCUCCGAGACCACUGCGGAGAGGAAAGAUGUGGGUUUUCGGUUACGGGUCCCUGAUCUGGAAAGUGGACUUCCCCUAUCAGGACAAGCUGGUUGGAUACAUUACAGGCUACAGCAGGCGCUUCUGGCAAGGCAGCACAGACCACCGCGGAGUCCCCGGCAAGCCUGGAAGAGUUGUGACUCUUGUUGAAGAUCCUGGGGGUUGUGUAUGGGGUGUUGCUUACAGACUGCCAGUAGGAAAGGAAGAAGAAGUAAAAGCAUACCUUGACUUUAGAGAGAAAGGAGGCUACAGGACCACAACAGUCAAUUUUUAUCCAAAAGAUCCCACAACAAAACCAUUUAGCGUGUUGCUAUAUAUUGGAACAUGUGAUAAUCCUAAUUACCUUGGUCCUGCACCUCUGGAAGACAUUGCUGAACAAAUUUUUAAUGCAGCUGGUCCAAGUGGAAGAAAUACUGAGUAUCUUUUUGAGCUUGCAAAUUCUAUUAGGAACCUUGUGCCAGAAGAUGCAGACGAGCAUCUUUUCUCUUUGGAAAAAUUAGUAAAGGACCGUUUAGAAGGAAAACAGAACCUCAACUGCUUAUAAAGACCUAAUCAUUGACUUCCAAACAAGCAGAGCUUUUAGUCUUUAGAAAAUAGUUUCUGCACAAUGACAAUGUGGUUUAGAAACAUGUUUACUUGAAGAUCUUAUUUAUUUUUAAUGUAGUCAAGAUAUCAAAAUUUAUAGUUUAAUUGCUGGUGUCCUGAAACACAUACAUAUUCAAAAUAAUGGGGUACGGUAAAGAAAAAUAAUUCAAGUUUUAAUAAUAAUGAUUUCCUAACUAUAUAAUAUUGAACACUUGCUCAUGAGAAGUGAGUUCUUUAGAAAAAUACAAUGAAGGAUGCAGUUUAAAGCUUGUUUUUAUCAGAGUAAAAAAUAAUUGUUACUUCAUAUCACAAUACUAUUUUAAAGUUGUGGAGAAUUAAACCAAAAAUCCAGUCAAUAUAAUAGGGCUAUACCUUCAUUAUUGUAAGAAUGUACAAUAAUUCUUAAUCAAAAUUCUGUAAUCAUGGUUUAAAAUAUGCAAGCUUAAAAUAAUGGGUAAUUAGAAAUAUACAGUAAUAUAGAUAAGAUUUCAGCCUUGACUGUGAACUUUCUUGUUGAGGUGUUAAAUGAGACCCUUUCCAAUUUAAGCCAAAAAAAUAUAUAUAUAUAUAUAGCAUUUUUAAUAUAAAAAUGUCCUUGGAAUUAUAAUGUACUGUACCUCUCCUCUUUUGAGUAAAUGCAUUAACCACAUGGAAGAAACUCACUUAGCUAAAAAAGCACAAAUUACAUAAUACAAAUCACAUCUACUAACAAUGUCUGUCAUUCACUUUGUAUUAAUCUUAUACUGAAAUUUUUAAAAAAAAAAUAAAGAUGGGCUUUCUAAUAUUACAUAUUAACAAACAUAUAUAAUGAAAGUUUGAUGUUUGAAAUGGCUUUUAGAAUUGUAAUGUUUUUUUAAAGUGGCAUUACCUGAUCAUUUCUUACACAGCUUUUUUUUCCUGCGUCUACCUUGUGACAUAAAGAUAUCCAUUAAAUGGUGUUGAUGCUGCUGCUCAAGCAUUAUUAAUUCAUACAGAAUUAGCCUUGAUUCAAUCUAAUCAGAUUAUUUCUGAUUAUAGGUGAUUCCUUUCUCAAUAGAAUAUAUAGUCUACAAAUCUUUAACAUGAAAAGAAUUUCAGUAUCACAUUAAAUCUAAUAUGAAAUUUAAUAAAAAUUCCUCUAACCCAGGCAUGCCUAAUAAUACAGAAUAAAAUAAAGCUUUCCUACA